Molecule: messenger RNA, 1476 nt
Organism: Dalotia coriaria
Lineage: Eukaryota; Metazoa; Arthropoda; Insecta; Coleoptera; Staphylinidae
Product: chymotrypsin-2-like
Exons: 2
Coding region: 368-1201 (277 amino acids)
Biological process (GO): proteolysis
Molecular function (GO): serine-type endopeptidase activity
Source: RefSeq, a predicted model, not a curated record
UCAAUCCUGAAAGCAGAUAUCAAAUUUAAUGUGAUAACAAUGAGAGCUGACACAAGAACCCUGUUUAUUAAAAUUAAAUUACAAUCGGAAGAUUUUUACUGCAAGGGUCUCAUAGUUAUAAUUAUGCCAUGAACAAAGGGACCUAGACAAAAAGUACUUCAAAAUUUCAAAUGCAUUUGAAUACAAAUUGUAUGUGCUUACUUUGUUGAUAAGAAUUUGAUCAUAAAAUCUAGAAAGAAUUCAUUUUAUAUGUUCAUGCAUUCAAAAUGGCUUUUUUAGUGUUUUUUGAAAAUCAUAAAUUAUGAUCAUUAAAAUUCAGUUUACCUAUAAAUACGGAUCUCAACCACGAUACUAGAACAGUUCCAAAAUGUCGAAACAACUUGGUACUAUCAUAUUAGUAGUUGUCCUCGCGUGUGAAUCUCAAGCACAGAGAAAGAUUUUCCGCGGAGUAGAUAUUGAUAUUACUCAAGCGCCUUAUCAGAUAUCUUUCCAAUAUUACAAUAAAACCACCCGUGCAUUUAUUCACGGUUGUGGUGGAUCCAUCAUAGCUCCUACCUGGAUAUUAACAGCAGGACAUUGUGUUCAUAAAGUGACUCUUAACCACAUAAAAAAUAAAGAGAUAAAAAUGAUCGUAGGCAUGACAAAACUCUCCGAACCUGGUAUUUCACACCAAAUCAAAAAUGUUACAAUACACAAUAAUUACCAAGUAAUUAAGAACCCAGGUCCGAUCAAAAGCAAAUAUACAAUUAAUGAUAUUGCAUUGAUUGAACUAACAUCACCGAUUGAAUAUACUGAUCGUGCUCAACCUAUUCACUUGCCAAGUGAUAAUGAUCUUCCAAGACUUGGAACCCAAUGUCAGGUUCAAGGUUGGGGACUGAUAAAUAUUGACACAAAGCCUGACCACCUACAAUCUACUACUGUAAAAAUAUUAGACUCCGAUAGUUGCACUUUUGAGUGGAUGAAAAUGAUAAAUUUGCAAAAAUCUGGUGCUCCGUAUAUUUGUGCUAUGGGAGACAAGAACAAUCGUUCUUGUCGUGGUGAUUCUGGAGGUGCUUUGGUUUGCAACGGAGUGCAGAAUGGGAUUGUUGCUUAUGGAUCUGCAACCUGUACGCAUACUCCAGUUGCCCCAUCAGCAUUUACAGAUGUACUUUUAAUGCGUGACUUUAUUUCUGGUGCAACUAACAAUGAGGUUAAAUUUUAGCAUUUUUACAAUAAUGUCAAAAUUUAACAAAUAAAUAUUAAUAGUUUCAAGGACUAUUGAGCAUUACCAGAGCAUUAAAAUAAUUAAACGUUAUUUUAUUCUUAUAAUUUUCAAUCCGUUCCUUUCUAUCGCUUUUAGUUUCCGUGAUAAUCACAAUCAAAAUAUUGCAAAAUAUUUAAGACAAUUUUUGCAUUUUUUGUUACAAUCCUUUUUUGACCCCCAUAUUAUUUUACCAUACAAUAUUCUAAUACAUUUUCUUAUAGUAAAUUUCACAA